UUCGUAAGAUUGAGAAUAACAAUAAUAGUAAGAACAUUAAUUUGGGAAACAUUGUCUUAACACUGAUUGUGAGUGAUGUGGCGCAAAUGCGAAGCGCGACUGAAGUGGUCACAAUUGCAGAUAAUGAUUCCUCUAGAAGAACAGUACGAAGGCAGUGUUGGCCUAACGCUCAAAGUGACAUCAGUAGCAGAAAAUACGUAAACGAAGGCAAAAUUUACUAGAUUGUAUAAUGUAAUGAGAUUUACAUGAUAAGGGUUUCGUAGCUCGUUUGUAGUACAAUAAUGUACUAAUCGCAGCCAAGUCACACUAAGCAUUGUAGUCAAACGCAGCCAACAUCGCUUAUCAUUUUCCACCAAUUUGAAUAAUAUGACUACUGAAAUAAUAAAUCAACUGAAAUAACAAUGAUCGCGCUGAACCUCGACUGCAUUAAUUAAUUACUUUCCAGCCGAUCUUUAAAAAAGCUGUUAUCUCGUUGUUCGCAAAAAAACAAAAAUCGAUAAACUAAUUUCGUAAAUUAAAUGGAAUUUUCCUGUAGAAGAAAAAUGAUGAAAUUGCUUUAUUAGCUAUACCAAGUGAUUGAAUAUUGAUUAAUACCAAACAAAGGAAAACAGGGUAAAGAUAUUAUUUAGCGAUGAUAAAAGAUAGAAUGCCUCAUGUUUUAUUUACGAAUAUGAUUGGAUUUUAUCGAUUGGACAUCUGUUGAAUUUACCUGUUUGCGGUUCUUAAAAUAACUACUUUAAACGCUUUAAGUGUUGAGCUCGUGGCACAAUUUCCUAAAAGGUUCACGUUUCUAUUUCUAGAAAACGUCUGUUUUUUAAAUUGAUUUAUUUAUGCAAAAUGUGUUAAGUAGGAGGUAAGCAUGAAUCACUAAAUUAUUUAUCAACUCACAAAAUUUAUGUGACACAAUUAAAAUUAAAAAGGUCGAAAUUUAUGGUUAGUUUCAAAGGCAGCUACUUGUUAUUGUGAUGUCUUGAUAAUAACUGUUUUCUUUGCAAAAACAAAGCACUCGAGAGAUUCACCUGACAAAAAUUAAUCGAUAUGGCACUAUUUUUAGAUGAAGCCUAGAUUUUGACUUAAUCUUUGAAAAAGUUUAAAAGUGGAGAAUGCAUAGGCAGCAACCAACUACCAAAAUAUUUGCACGUACAUUUUGAUUAUCAAUUCUGAUCCAAAUAUUGUAGUCAUAGCGGUCAAUAGCUACUCAAGAUAACGUACGAAAAACAUAUAAGGUCGAGAGUUUUUAAGUCGCAACAGUUCCAACUUCGUUUUCAAUCUUAACGUAAUUUUCUUUAUAAUGGACUACAAAUUAAUUCUUUUUCUUAUAUUAUUUAGCAUAAUCUGGGAAACCUCGACAGCAAUAGAGUGUGGAGAAAACGAAGAACCUACAGAUUGUCUAGAUCCUUGUUUGCCGACGUGUUUGCAGCCUUACCAUGUAACUUGCAACUUCUUUGUGUGUAACGAAGGCUGUCAGUGUAAACCAGGUUUUCUUAGAAGUGGACCUGGAGAGUCAUGUAUAGCUCCCACAGAAUGUGGAGCUUAUUGUCUAGAAAAUCAAGAAUAUACAUCUUGUGGAAGCGAAUGUCCUGAUACAUGUACUGUAAGAAAUCAGAAGUGUACCGACAACUGUGUAAUGGGGUGUUACUGCAAGAAAAAUUAUAUCCUUGAUUGGCUUAUGGGUGAAUGUAUCUUAGAAGAAUCAUGUUUUCUUGCAAGUUAAUAGCAGUAUUUAAAUCUUUUUUUUUAUGUUAAUUAUUGAGUAAUAAAUGUAUGUUUCCAGUCAA
Zophobas morio is the source of this 1778-nucleotide messenger RNA. Its product is annotated as serine protease inhibitor swm-1-like. The coding region runs from base 1292 to 1714 and encodes 140 amino acids. Lineage: Eukaryota; Metazoa; Arthropoda; Insecta; Coleoptera; Tenebrionidae. The transcript is spliced from 4 exons. The record is from RefSeq and is a predicted model, not a curated record.